Molecule: messenger RNA, 576 nt
Organism: Dryobates pubescens (Downy woodpecker)
Lineage: Eukaryota; Metazoa; Chordata; Aves; Piciformes; Picidae
Gene: XG
Product: Xg glycoprotein (Xg blood group)
Exons: 10
Coding region: 1-576 (191 amino acids)
Biological process (GO): T cell extravasation; positive regulation of neutrophil extravasation; homotypic cell-cell adhesion
Source: RefSeq, a predicted model, not a curated record
AUGAGAAAUGAUUUGAGCUGUGGUAUCCUGAAGCAGCAGGGCACAGGUCUGAUAGCCUGCUUCAGCAUGCAGGAUGCUGAUGAAGAACGAAGAUUCAUCCAGAGGACAAAAAUCGAAGGACAGGACAUGUCUCUCCAGGCCCAGGAUGGUCAACGUGAUUUUGAUUUAGCUGAUGCACUUGAUCAUCCAGAUGACAUAAUUACAAGGAAGCCUACUGUGAUCAGAAGACCGACAAGGCCUGGUUUGAACAAUGAUCUGCACCUAGGAGAUGCUCUUGAUGGGGGUGACAUUCCAAGGAAACCUUUAUACCCCCCUCUUCCACCACGACCGGGAAGCUAUAGUAAUUCUGGAGGUUUUGAUGACUCAGAUCUCCUUGAUGGGAAGAGUUUACCACCGUACGUAGCAGGACAAGAUGAGCAUAAUUUCAAUCAUGGAGGAAACACAGAUUCAGGAUUGGUAGCUGGACUUACAUCUCCUAUAAUCUCUGCUUUUGUAAUAUUAGUUGUAGGAUCGAUAGCAGCCUACUCCGCUUACAAGAACAAGAAGCUUUGUUUCAAACCACGUGGGUGUAACUAA